AUGUCGCAGCAUCCUGCAUCGACUACUCCCUUCCCGUCUGUCACCACCGACCACACUUCCAUUGACCGGAGACAUUCCUACCCCGACGACAUGAGCUCGACCUCGUCAACGUCGUCUGUCAGUGAACAGGACCAAGCCAAAACGGACCCCAACCAGCUCACCCGACCUCGUCUCGGGAGCAGGAAGUCGAGCGGAACCAUCAUCAUACCACGCGAUAGUCCUCAAGUCGAGCUUAAGGAGGAGGAAUAUGACGACGGUGAUGCCAGGACCAUGAGUCCGCGGAGGAGCAGUGAGGAGAUCGAGAAGAUGGGCCAAGAAGCCAGACAGGCACUCAUGGAACAAGCGAAAGCUCUUCAAGCAAGCCUACUGGAGAUUGUAGACCGCGUUGAGAUCGUUAAAUCAGAGCACGAGAAGCUCGAGGGUGGCAACAAAUUCCUCCAAUCUUACAUCGGUGAGCUCAUGCAGACGAGUAAGAUCACAUCUGCAGGUGCUGCGAAGGGCAAAGGAAAAGUCAAAGGCCGAGGCAUCAAAUAA
This is a messenger RNA of Aaosphaeria arxii CBS 175.79, 534 nucleotides long. RefSeq lists its product as uncharacterized. Lineage: Eukaryota; Fungi; Ascomycota; Dothideomycetes; Pleosporales. The transcript is spliced from 3 exons. Bases 1 to 534 code for a protein of 177 amino acids. The record is from RefSeq and is a predicted model, not a curated record. Gene Ontology annotation, cellular component: trans-Golgi network.